AUGCCUCCUCCGCCGGGCGAUUGCUCUUUCACCCUGUCGGAGCUCCUCUCCUUCCUCCGUCUUAAGAUCGCCGGCGAGCCCCUCCCUGCCACCGCCGCGGCACAUUUCCACGACGCCGACAUCUACACCGCUGACCCGGCCCUGCUCGCGACGCUCUUCGAUCCGGCUCCGGCGAAGAAAGGGGAGAGCGGCUCGUGGUUCUUCUUCACCCACGUAAGGCCCAAGAGCAGCAGCGACAGCCGCAAGUCACGACAGGUUGCGGGUGGAGUGGGCACGUGGCACUCCGAGCGCGCCCCCCGCCGCGUGCUCGACGACGAGGGCAAUUGCCUCGGACACAGCCAGUAUUUCUCCUACAAGCUCAAGAUCGGGAAGAACUGCCACGAGAGGACCGAGUGGUACAUGCUGGAGUUCAGCGACGACCAAGAAGCGGAUCACGAGCGCGUCCACGGCGGCGAGCCCCAGCUGCAGCAACGGAUCCACGUCGACACCAUCACACCGCCAUACUCUGCAUCAGCGCGCAAGAGGAAGGCUGUCGGUGAGGCCUCCGUCAAGGCAAAGCAACAGCUUUUCGAUUCCUCUGCGCCAGCUUCAGCGGCCAGGUCGCAAGAACAGGUCAGGUCUACAACGCCAUCCAAUCUGAUGUCAUCAGACUGCAUUGCGCUGAUGACCAAGGCAGACGGCGAGGCAACAAUGUCGCAGUUGAAGAUUGGUGAUACAUCAGUUUUUUCAAGAUUUUGGCCUGAACCAGAGAUGUCGACAUCAGACUGCAUUGCGCUGAUGUCUAAGGCAGACGGGGAGGCAACAACGUCGCAGUUGAAGAUCGGCGAUACAUCAGAUUUUUCAAGAUUUUGGCCUGAACCAGAGAAGUCGUUCGACUGGGGCUACACGACGACCGGCGGCGCUCUUCCUACACUCGAGAACUGCUCCCGGACAAAUGUCAGGGACGUCGGCGAUGUGUUCUGCGAUGCUUGGCCCUCUGCUUUCCAUAGCAGCAAUGACACCACGACGUUCGUGUGCGGUAUGCCCUCUGCUCCCGUUCUACCGCCGCCUGCUUUCGUGUGCGGGGAGACAAAUCCGUUGAGUUGGGCAAUGAGGAUGAGGGCUGCGCUUUAUGUGGCACAGACAUUGGAGUGCUACAGUAGCAAAGGGAGGGCACCCUAUCAUGACCUGCAUGCAUACAGGGUCGUCUUUGAUGUGGAUGGUAACCCUAGACUGGCAUGUUUUGGUCUGAUGAAGAACAGACGGGAUGGAAGAGCUACAGUACUAAUUUGGCCUUCACGCCUCCUGAGUAUCUUAAGACAGGCAGAGAAACUGGAGUCACCAAAACCACGGGCAAGACUCUAUGAAGGGAAGAUAACACUCCCAUUAAGUGUUGCAACUGCAGGAACUCCAAGUUAUUCUUUGACUUGA
Molecule: messenger RNA, 1410 nt
Organism: Miscanthus lutarioriparius
Lineage: Eukaryota; Viridiplantae; Streptophyta; Magnoliopsida; Poales; Poaceae
Source: the annotation of a GenBank genome assembly